This is a messenger RNA of Uranotaenia lowii, 451 nucleotides long. Its product is annotated as mitochondrial import inner membrane translocase subunit Tim10B. The record is from RefSeq and is a predicted model, not a curated record. Bases 85 to 447 code for a protein of 120 amino acids. Gene Ontology annotation, cellular component: mitochondrial intermembrane space chaperone complex. The transcript has 3 exons. NCBI's taxonomy places the organism in Eukaryota, Metazoa, Arthropoda, Insecta, Diptera, Culicidae.
UCUGUUGUAAACACAUCAGCUGGCGCAGCAAAUUUGCUCGAUUGUUGUGUAAUUUUCUUUAUCAUUAAAACUAUCACACAUAUUAUGGAUCUUGAAUUAAGAAAUUUGAAGGAUUUCCUCGGACUGUACAACAAGGUAACGGAGCUCUGUUUUACCCGGUGUGUCGAGAACUUUUUCAGCCGAGACUUGUCCGGGGACGAAAUCCGGUGCACCGAACGGUGCGUCGGGAAGUUUACCAACGUCAACCAGAGGCUAAUGCAGGUUUACGUCGGCGUUCAGAGCGAGAUCAAUCUGCGAAGGAUGCAGGAAGUCGAGGCUGAACAGGCUAAACUGGCAGCGGCACAACAGGAACAGCAAAUCUCAUUAGAAGCUUCAAGUCCCCAGCCGGCUGCUGAAAUAGGAGCGAAUCCCCCGGAAGUAGCAAAAAUAGAAACUGUAGCCAAUUAAUUUU